AUGGCGUGCCCACCAGAGAUCACCGUCCACAACUUCAAUGCCAGCUUCGACAUGAACAAGAAGGAGGGCGACGACACCUCCGGCAUGCUGAAGAUGCAGGGCCUCCCAUGGCUCGUCCGACAGGCUGCCUCAUACAGCGCAGUCUCGAUCAAUCUCAAGCAGUUCAAGGACGAGCGAGGCGUCGAGCACCUGGACCAGGAGCAGGUAUCCACAGGUGGUGUCAAGCAGCUCGAGCCAAGACUGCUCAACGGCGAGUGGGGUGAACGCGACGUUCAAUUCUGGGGCUUGGUCAAGGGCCAGAACAAGUACAUCAAGAUUUCCGAAAUCAACGACGAAUUCCUCAAGCAGGACUGGCUCGUUGAGGGCGAUGGAGAGGUGAUUUGGAGUUACACAGAGAGCUUGAAGAAUGGAUGGGACGCCACUCAGAUUUGGGGGUUCGCUACUAUCAACGGUGUGCGCAAGCAUGUCCGUCGCAUUGUUUCGAAGAAGGGCAAAGAGGAGCACAAGAUCAGGACUGUCUACGACCACCGCACCACGCCCGCUGCAUAA
Messenger RNA from Fulvia fulva, 549 nucleotides. RefSeq lists its product as uncharacterized. Lineage: Eukaryota; Fungi; Ascomycota; Dothideomycetes; Mycosphaerellales; Mycosphaerellaceae. Bases 1 to 549 code for a protein of 182 amino acids. The transcript has 2 exons. The record is from RefSeq and is a predicted model, not a curated record.